Lactuca sativa (garden lettuce) is the source of this 1934-nucleotide messenger RNA. Its product is annotated as raucaffricine-O-beta-D-glucosidase. Gene Ontology annotation, molecular function: beta-glucosidase activity. Lineage: Eukaryota; Viridiplantae; Streptophyta; Magnoliopsida; Asterales; Asteraceae. Gene Ontology annotation, biological process: carbohydrate metabolic process. The record is from RefSeq and is a predicted model, not a curated record.
CAAGUAUUCCUCUUCACAGCUGAAAGUUAAUCUGAUCCAAAGAUAGAUAUAAUGGCAGCAACUCUGAAGGCAAACAACACUUACAUUUUCCCCGAUGACAUAAGUAGCAGCGAUUUCAGUUCAGAUUUCGUUUGGGGUUCCGCCACUUCUGCUUAUCAGAUCGAAGGCGCUGCAUUUGAAGGUGGUAGACAACCAAGCAUCUGGGAUGCUUUCUGCCUCAAAAAUCCUGGUGCCAUCGACAAUGGUGACAAUGGAAACAAGGCUAUUAAUGCUUAUUACAAAACCAAGGAAGAUGUGCAAAUGAUGAAGAAAAUGGGUCUAAAAGCCUACAGAUUCUCAAUUUCAUGGAGUAGACUAUUGCCAGGUGGAAAAGCUAGCAUGGGCAUCAACCAGGAAGGUGUUGACUACUACAAUAACCUAAUCAAUGAGCUGAUUGAGAAUGGAAUUACACCAUAUGCCACUCUCUUUCAUUGGGACCUUCCCAAUGCCCUAGAGGAAGACUACAUGGGAUUUUUAUCUGAACUAGUUGUACUUGAUUUUGUGGAUUAUGCGGAAUUUUGCUUCUGGGAAUUUGGUGAUCGGGUGAAGCAUUGGAUCACAUUGAACGAGCCGUAUACCUUUGCUGCUAUGGGUUAUGCUUACGGGACAAUGGCACCUGGGCGAGGAGGAGGAGAUACCGAAACUCAGCAAGCCGUACUCGCAUCUGGAAAUAAUCUUGGAACUCGUAAUCGUGCAAGAGCUUUCAACAAUAAAGAGGCUGGGAAUCCUGCCACUGAGCCCUAUACUGUAGCACACAACUUACUCCUUUGUCACGCUAAUACUGUCAGACUAUACAGAGAUAGAUUCAAGGAAAGCCAAGGGGGUGUGAUCGGAAUUACGUUAAACACACAGUUUUACGAGCCACUUGAUCCAACCAGUCAGGAUGACAAGGAUGCAGCCAACAGAGGCAUAGACUUUAUUUUCGGAUGGUUCAUGAACCCAAUAUUUAAUGGCAAGUACCCCCAGAGUAUGAUAGAUAAUGUUACAGAUGGCCGUUUGCCUGAAUUCACAGAUAAGCAAAUCGAGUUAUUGACUGGAUCCUUCGAUUUUCUUGGGUUGAACUACUAUACUGCUCAAUACGCCACCACUGCAGCACCAACUGAUGUCGUCUCCUACUUGACAGAUAGCAAGGUCCAUCAACAGCCAGAUGAUCUUAAUGGGGUACCUAUUGGACCACAGGGAGGUGUUUAUUGGUUUUAUUCAUAUCCACUUGGCUUAUACAAAUCGCUUAUGCAAAUCAAAUCUGAGUACGGAGAUCCAACGAUAUAUAUAACUGAGAAUGGCUGGCCUGAUGCAAAUAAUAACGAUCUCAAACUUGAAGAAGCCCGUGUUGAUGAGAAACGUGUUAAUUAUUACAAUACACAUCUUCAAAGCCUCAGAGAUGCAAUUAGAGAUGGCAGUAAAGUUGUGGGGUACUUCGCUUGGUCAUUGAUGGAUAAUUUUGAGUGGGCCUCAGGAUAUUCGGUUCGUUUUGGUCUAUUUUAUAUAGAUUACGCUCAUGGGAAAUACACCAGGUACCCAAAGACGUCUGCAAUAUGGUUCAUGAGAUUUCUUAAUGCCAAGAAAGCAAUUGAAAUCAACAAAGCUUCAUGAAGGUAAUCCAAACUGUUGCUUGAAGUUAAACCCAAGGACCGAGUCAGCAAUGAGAAGGAAAUAUAAUAAUGUUAUGUUGUUUUCUUUUGUAAUAAGAAGUACUCUUGUACUAAGUCAUGUUGUUUUCUUUUACAAUAAUAGUCUUGUACUAAGUAAGUCUUUGGGAUUGGAAACGUCUAUUUUUCCUAUUUAUUUUAGUAGGAUAUAUGAAUGUUAUUUGUUAGCAGAACAAUGUUAUUUUACUAUGUUGUGAACGUUCACAUCAAAAUCGGUAUAUAAACGAGUAUGUAGGCAUUACAUUU